CAACUUUAGACGCUAUUUGUUGACAUUUCUCGCUGCGAGCGAUACCUUCGCAAACUCUCUGCAAGAUCGAAGACUGACUCUGAUGCUCUCUUUCCAAGUCAACAACGGGAAUCCUCGGUAUUACCUACACUCACCUGCGCAUGAACAGACGACACCUCCUUCGACACAUUCCACGGGGCGCCAAAACAUUUGUUCGACACCUAGCAGCCCCUACCGGCCCACGGAAAAGGACUACGCGAAUUGAUAUUGUCAAUCCGGAGUUAUGUGAUACGGUACUCACUCGCCUUCGGGCUACCCUGCCUGGACCUGGAUCCUGCGACCUCAUUGACAUAAACCCGGGAAAGGGUCUAUGGUCACAAAAGCUCCACGACCUGCUACAACCACGACGGCAUGUUCUGGUUGAACCUAACUUUGCGAAUUACGCCGUCUCCCUCGAGCCUCUCUUGACUGAAAAUGACUCGACGUAUCGACGCGCAGCCGUACUUGAAGACGCAUUCAAUCCAAACAACGGGCUCUUGUCUGAGUAUCCUACCGGAAAUGCUCUGCAUCCCAACCCUGCACUGUUAUUGACGGUCAAUCUCUCCGGAGCACAGUUCAAAACAAAUCUAUACAAGGGUUCACCUGCCCGGAAGUUUUUCUCCGACCUCUAUAUGUCGCUGUGGAGGAUACGAACGGACAUUCAUCGUUACGGUUUGGUUCGCGUACUGGCAUGGGUCCCGGACGAAGAGAAGGAUGCUUAUAUCCCGCGCACUGUGGGAGUACGGCGAGCACAGGCUGUCAUGCUGGAAGCAAGCCACAAGAUACAAGAGCUCGUGGGCGGUCCUGCGAACGACCGACCCACCUUCUUCCAGAAAUGGCGAGAAAUGGAGGUGCAAGAUCGAGCUCGUGUCAAAGCUAUGGAGAACGGGGUCGAUCUUCGGGUUCCAGAUCACAGAAGGGAUCAAUUGUCGCCAACUUACCUCCUGGGCGUUUUCCCCAGCCCAAAAAACAUCCGAACGGGAGGCUUCAUCUCGGAUGCGGCAUGGGUCACACGCUUCUUGGAACUGGACGAUCAUUUGCGGGAAGUGCAUCCAGCGUGGCACAAGAAGGCUUCCAUCGACAAUCUUUUGAAACUUCGUAUCAUCAAUUCCGAGCAAGAGGAGUGGCAGAGCUUGCUCAAGGUCGCGUUGACUCAGCACAAGACACAUAUGAGGGCUGUCGAACUUGUCAAAGAGCAAAGACGUAUUGACAAGGAAUGGAGGGACCUCGCCGCGGCAAAGGCGAACUCACGAGAUGCGCAACAACAACCAACCGAGAAGGAGUUCGAACUCCGAAAUCGUUCCGAAAACCUGAGUGCUAGCAUCUCGAGAUUGAGCAGAACGAACAGACUCUUCGCCGAGAAGGCCAUUGACGAUUACCGAGCACUGGACCUGAACCCUCCGGUCAUGUCGUGGAACCAACGUGAAGCAGAGCCCAUUCUCGUGCACGACGAGGAUUUCCUGCCAAAAACAAAACACCUGGCCUUGCUGGACGUCACGCCGCGGGUGGACUUUCUCCGGAAAAUCAGUACCCACGACACCAUGGUCUACUUUGGCUACGUGGAGAGGAAUCUCUGGCUCAGCUGGUCCAGGACCGUCUACGAUGCCUUGAGGACGCUCGUCCACGAGGGCGUCGAUGAUUUCAUCGAGACGAUCCCUGGGAUCCACGACCCGACCAAGGGUGGGUGUUACAACCUGUCCGCCAUCAGGGUGCGGUCUCUCCCCGCAGGGUUGGUGGUCGAGAUUGCCCUGGCGUACGAACGGUGGCCUUUCCGCCGGAGUCUCGUCGACAUCUUGAUGUCGGGCGAGGACCCGCAAGCUGCUUACAGCCUCUCCGACGAUGAUUGAUGGUCCCCGGUUCAUCAAGUUGCAAAAAUUAGAAUUGUGUAUAUAGCUACUGCUCUGUACAAAGUGGCGUAAUGUGCUAUAGUUCGCUUUGUGUUUUUUCUUAGCACUGGCUUCUUCAAGAAGAUAUGUCCGGAUUCUUAAGACGUAGGCUGGCUUUUUGCGUCUGCUGGAUAAAACACUAAAGGGAAGAUGACUGGAAGAUCUACCAUCAUACAACACUUUACGGUCUCGAUGUUUUGGGUUCAAGUUGCAGUCCAUUUUUAUAUAAAUCUG
Exophiala oligosperma is the source of this 2138-nucleotide messenger RNA. RefSeq lists its product as uncharacterized. NCBI's taxonomy places the organism in Eukaryota, Fungi, Ascomycota, Eurotiomycetes, Chaetothyriales, Herpotrichiellaceae. The record is from RefSeq and is a predicted model, not a curated record. Bases 141 to 1865 code for a protein of 574 amino acids. The transcript is spliced from 2 exons.